GAGGCUCUGUCUCUUUGAGCAAAUGAUCAACAAUUACGAUGAUCUAUACGGCCAACUUAAAGGCUCAAAUGGAAAAGCAAUGCGAGGCGAAAUAUGGAAGUCAAUAUGGGCAGACUUGCGAAGCACAGGUAAGCUUCAAGGGGACCGGACGGUCGAAGAAGUUAUGAAGAUGUUCGCAAACCCAAAAACAAGAGUACGGGACAAAUUUAAGAACAGUCAGAAAACUGGUGGUGGGCCAGCAAAACCAUUCAAACCGUCUGAGGAAUUGAUACUUCAAUUCCUCAUAGACAGACCACAAUUGGAUGGAAUAAUUGGAGGAAUUGAAACCUAAGGUAUAUCCACAUAUCAUUGUUAU
This is a messenger RNA of Dreissena polymorpha, 355 nucleotides long. RefSeq lists its product as uncharacterized. The record is from RefSeq and is a predicted model, not a curated record. The transcript has 3 exons. The coding region runs from base 23 to 331 and encodes 102 amino acids. Lineage: Eukaryota; Metazoa; Mollusca; Bivalvia; Myida; Dreissenidae.